UCCAGAAGUAAUAAAGUGCGGCUGAGUUCGUAUCAGCUGGCUGCAGGAGAAGCAGAGAGGAAAAACAUGGAGGCCGAGAGCCGCGAGACGGGGAGAGCUGAGAAGAGCUCAGCAGGCAGCGGCCGACAGGAAUCAGCAGGAGGCCUGUGGGAUUCUGUGAAGAAAGCUGCUUUUGUCAUCGGAUCUGGAAUUCUGUUCCUGGCUUUUGGAAACUCGCUGACAUGGCAUCUUCAGAGAUUCUGGGGCUCAGGAGAUUUCUGGCAGAAGUUGUGGACGAAGGUUUACCUGCAGUUUGAGGGUCACGAUGCUGCGUUGUUCUUCUUCGGAACCAUGCUGGCCCCGACGUUGGUGUUCUGGAUGCUGAACGGCCUGCUGCUGCUGGUGGACACUUCUGGGAAACCGUCCUUCAUCACUCGGUACCGGAUCCAGGAGGGCAGGAACGACCCGGUGGACCCGGCCAAGCUGCGGCAGGCGGUUCGGACCGUCCUGUUCAACCAGGUUCUGGUCUCCGGGUCCAUGGUGGUUCUGGUCUACCUGCUGACCAGCCGGACCGGCCGGCCCUGCGGCCCGGAGCUGCCCACCUUCCACCGAGGCCUGAUGGAGCUCGGCCUGUUCUCCAUGCUGGAGGAGAUCCUCUUCUACUACUCACACAGGUUGUUCCACCAUCCCAGCCUCUACAAGCAUUUCCACAAGCAGCAUCAUGAAUGGACCGCUCCCAUCGGCGUCGUCUCCAUCUACGCUCAUCCUCUGGAGCACGUGAUCUCCAACAUGCUGCCGGUGGUGAUCGGACCCGUCCUGCUGGGCUCCCACAUCACCACCACCAGCGUGUGGUACUGCCUGGCUCUGGUCAGCACCACCGUGUCCCACUGCGGCUACCACCUGCCCUUCCUGCCCUCGCCCGAGUUCCACGACUUCCACCACCUGCGGUUCAACCAGUGCUUCGGCGUGUUCGGCGUUCUGGACCGGCUGCACGGCACCGACUCGCGCUUCCGGCAGACGAAGCAGUACGAGCGGCACACCUUGCUCACCAGCCUGACCCCGCUCACCCACAGCAUCCCCGACACCCACAAGAAGGGCCGGUGACGACCUCCGACCCCCUGGCCAUUGAGGGAGCCCUAACCUUUGACCCCGGGAGUUCCUGCAGCGCUUUGAUUUGACAUGAAUCCGGUUGAUCGGUUCCAGCAGAACUUGGUCUCGUUUUGUAUUUCUGAUCCAGAUGUUUUCAGUGAAACAUGCAGAAUAUUUCACAGGAACAUUAAAAUGUUUGUCGCAUUUGAUUCUUCGGUUUCUGAAGUGGAAAAUUUAAAUCUGUAACGACUGAAAACAUUUCUCUUUGAAAUAAUGCAGGUCAUUUUUUCCUCAAUAAUUUAUUUUGGUUUCAUUGAGACUUUUUGUUUUCUGGUAAUAUUAGCACUUUGUUAUUUUGCACAUUAUGACUUUAUUGUCAUGACUGCAGACAUCAAACCCGGUUCAUCUCUGAAAUAUGGAAAUCCAGAUUGCGUCUGUCAAUUUCUUCCCAAAAAUCUAAAAGUUGAUGAAUCAAUGCUAUGGAUCAGCAGCACAGAGGAAGGAAACCCGCUGAGCCCUGAACAAACUUCCUGCUCCGUCAUAAAUCACGCUGCGGCGCCACUUUCAGGUUUUUUUGUCUGUUUUCAGUUUUUUUUCUUUAUUAAAGGAUAAAGCAUAAUUACUACAAAUAACACUAACAGCGAAUCACGUCAGCCUACAAAGCAGAUAUUAUGAAUAUUAAAUGUUAUGAUACAAGCUCUCA
Poeciliopsis prolifica (blackstripe livebearer) is the source of this 1771-nucleotide messenger RNA. Its product is annotated as fatty acid hydroxylase domain-containing protein 2-like. Lineage: Eukaryota; Metazoa; Chordata; Actinopteri; Cyprinodontiformes; Poeciliidae. Gene Ontology annotation, biological process: sterol biosynthetic process. The record is from RefSeq and is a predicted model, not a curated record. Gene Ontology annotation, molecular function: C-4 methylsterol oxidase activity; iron ion binding.